Molecule: messenger RNA, 1371 nt
Organism: Moesziomyces antarcticus
Lineage: Eukaryota; Fungi; Basidiomycota; Ustilaginomycetes; Ustilaginales; Ustilaginaceae
Product: UBA domain-containing protein Mud1
Exons: 1
Coding region: 1-1371 (456 amino acids)
Biological process (GO): nucleotide-excision repair; proteasome-mediated ubiquitin-dependent protein catabolic process
Molecular function (GO): protein binding; aspartic-type endopeptidase activity; damaged DNA binding
Source: RefSeq, a predicted model, not a curated record
AUGAUCACCGUCAUCACCGAGGAUGACCGCACCUUCCCCAUCGACGUGGACGCCUCCAUCGAGAUCGAAAACUUACUCGCGCUUCUCGAGGACGACUCGUCGAUCCCCGUAGAUCAACAGCAGCUUCUCCACCGAGGCAAGCCGCUCGACGAUCCAAAAGCUACACUCGCCAGCUGCGGCGUCCAGAACGAUGACCUGCUCAUCCUGCGCGAUCGACGCAAUGUCGCUUCCGCAUCGGCUUCGACGUCGGCCAACGCUGGCUCACGCGCGCUCUCGGAAGAGCAGGCGGCAGAACAGAUCCGCCAGCAGAUCCUGUCCAACCCGCAGAGCCUCGCCCAGCUGCGCGCCAACAACCCGCAGCUCGCCGACGCCGCCCUCAACUCACCCUCGCGCUUCCUCGAGCUCGUUCGAAGCGCCACCCAGCGCGGCGGCGGCGGCGGCGGCGACUACGACUCUGGCCUCCAGGACAUCACCGACGAGUUUGACAUUGACGCACAGCGACGCAUCGAGGAGAACAUCCGCCAGCAGCGCGUCAUGGAGAAUCUCGAGCAUGCCAUGGAGUACUCGCCCGAGUCGUUUGGCCGCGUCACCAUGCUCUACGUCGACUGCAAGGUCAACGGCACCGACGUCAAGGCGUUUGUCGACUCGGGCGCGCAGGCCACCAUCAUGUCGCCCGAGUGCGCCGAACGAUGCGGCAUCAUGCGGCUGCUCGACACGCGCUUUGCCGGCAUCGCACGCGGCGUGGGCACCGCCAAGAUCCUCGGCCGCGUCCACUCGGCGCAGCUCCAGCUCGGCUCCACCCUCUUUCUCCCCUGCGCAUUCACCAUCAUGGAGGGCAAGGGCGUAGAGAUGCUGCUCGGCCUCGACAUGCUCAAGCGCUACCAGGCCAACAUCGACCUCGCCAAGAACGCGCUUGUGAUCAACGACCAGACCAUCCGCUUCUUGGACGAGCACGAGCUGCCGGCCGAGGCAAGUGCAGAGUACGAGAUCGGCCAAGACGGCAAGCCCAAGCCCGUCAGUUCAGGAACCACGAGCGAGGGCGUGGCGAGUGCAAAUGCAAAUGCGGCAGCAGCAAAGUUCCCCGGUUCCGGUCAGUCCGUGGGCUCGGGCUCGAGCGCUGCUGCAGAGGGUCGGCGCAUGCACGAACAUGGAUGGAGCUUCAGCCAUCCGCCCCAGCAAGCUUCGGCGUCAGCAACACAACAGCAACGCAGCGCACCACAGGCGCCACCGCAGCAACGAGCGCAGGCGUGGCCACAAGCAUCGCUCACCGCGCUCACCGAUCUGGGCGCUUCGCCCCAACAGGCGCUCGAGCUGCUCAAUGCCGCCAACGGCAAUGUCGAAGUCGCCGCCAGCCUGCUCUUCCAGCAAUGA